AUGCAGCGGCGGGCGCCGCCCGAGACUCCCGGCCGCGUGGAGAAUCCCUUCGAGAGUCCCGGCGACGUCCGCCGCUUGCAGGAGCAGACAGUCUGCAGCCCCAGCGCCUUCCGCGCCGCCCCGCCCGCGGGGAGCCCCGGGAGAUUCAUGUGGUCCAUUGACGAGCUGGCCGUGAUCGACCCAGUAGAGAUCAACUCGGAGGACAUCCACCGCCAGGCCUUCUACCUCAGCCAGAGCAGGAUCGACAGUGAGGUUGAGGAGCAGAGGCAAAGGGCCAUCGAAGAGUUUUUCACCAAAAGCACCAUUGUCCCAUCGCCCUGGACCGAUCCCAUCGGAAAACAGGCCUCUCAGCUGAAUUCAACCAGAUGUGUUGACCUCAACGAUGCUUCGCCAGUCGGCCGAGAAACAGUCGCGCAGCCCGGGAAAAAUAAUGCUGCUUGUCAGACUGUGUUAUCUCUACCUGUGGAUUUUGAUUUGGAAAAGAUUCUGGGUGACCAUUUCAAAGCUGAGGAAUCGGCUGAUCAGUCUCAGGAGAGCCUAAGCACUUCGUCCUUGAGGAGAAAGCUCUUUUUGGACGAGAACGGCAGCCUCUCUGAGAACGUCUCCCCUUCUCCCAGCUUACGUAACAGCCCAGCCUCCCUGGGAGUCCUCUACUCCAUCGAUCUCUCUCCUGUCCGCUGCAGGAGCCCUUUGAGUUCUUCCAGCUCGGGCCAAUUCUCCUCCAGCCCCAUCCGGGGGAAUGCCAGGAUGCACAGUUUGGGCAGCCUUCCUAGUCCUUCCUUGGCACACAGGAGUCCAGCAAAUCUGGCGUCCCCCAUUUUCUCUCCGGUUGGCAUCCAGCUAAGAAAGACUCCGCUGGCAGAUCAAAGGCAAUUCACUUUUCGCUCUCCGGAUCUUCCGUCUGUUUCCAACGCCUGCCGUCAGGCGCCUACCAGCAGCAAGAGUCCCUAUGUGGAAUGCUCUCCGUUAAGGAGUCUCUCGCCCGGGAGGCUCCUCUCCUCCUCCUACCGGGGGGCCGCACUUUAUCAGAGCUCCCUUCUCUGCCUCCCUUGCACCCCGGAGAACUUCCAGGAAGAGCUGGCAGCAGCAGCGGAGGCCACGUCGGUGGGGAGUCCCAGGGCGGGCCUGACCCCUGUAAAUGAGGAUAUCCCCUCAGCUGGGUCCCACUUUGAGGUGGCUGCUAUGUCUCCCUCACCGGAUACCCCUGGGACCUGCCCCAAAGGGUUGGCACCCAGGCCCUGCUUGGACUCUCCCAGGAAGGAGAGGAUGGUGGAAAUGGCCGAACCGGAGAUGCUGGAUGAGAACUCGGUGAAGGGAUCGGCUGAAUGUGACCAGGAGGCCAUGGUUGGACUGAGCAUGGAGGGUUCUUGUAUCUGCAUGGCUCCUUUGGCGGAAAGCAGUGCCUCUCCCUGCGACAGCAGCAGUCUGCAGAUGGACAGUGGUUACAAUACCCAGGCUUGCACCAGCAGCCUCAUGGAUACCGCUGGAAGCGAACUCAGCUGCCGAGAGCACGGC
Messenger RNA from Protobothrops mucrosquamatus (brown spotted pit viper), 1515 nucleotides. RefSeq names its product BORA aurora kinase A activator (gene BORA). Gene Ontology annotation, molecular function: protein kinase binding. The record is from RefSeq and is a predicted model, not a curated record. Gene Ontology annotation, biological process: regulation of mitotic nuclear division; activation of protein kinase activity; regulation of mitotic spindle organization. The annotation marks the transcript as partial. The transcript has 10 exons. Lineage: Eukaryota; Metazoa; Chordata; Lepidosauria; Squamata; Viperidae. Gene Ontology annotation, cellular component: cytoplasm; nucleus.